Messenger RNA from Trichobilharzia szidati, 987 nucleotides. The record is from the annotation of a GenBank genome assembly. Lineage: Eukaryota; Metazoa; Platyhelminthes; Trematoda; Strigeidida; Schistosomatidae.
AUGAAUUCGAACAACUCAUUAAGACUUAUACUCCCAAAGAACAAUGUAUGUCUAUCUACUGUUAGUUCGAGAACGUCUACCUCUGGAUCCGAUUCGCUGGUCUGUACCUUGCCUUCGCCUUCACGUAGGACAAUCGUCCCACGAAGAAAUCAGUGCCCUUCAUUGGCUGUAAACACUGAAACAACAGAAACGGAUGAUUUCAGUGAAAAGGAUAUCGUGCAUUAUGGAGAUGUUGAAUCCGGUAAUCAAGAAUUUUAUCCUCCCAGAAGCUACCGCGAACUAUAUGCUAACACGAUUGUCCCUCGUAAGCAUUUAAGAGCUACACAUCGAUGGGUUUCGCUACCAUCCCACAGUACUCCCCGAUUACCGAUUGCUUCUGUAACGCUUCCACCUGGACCGCGUCACUCUGGCUUCGACGUGAAUAAGGAAGGAAAACUGCGUCCAACUGUCAAGUUUUUGCUUCGCAUAGGUUCGGCGCUUGUACGACACCAAUACGACUCAGCGGCUGUGGAGAAGGCAAAUCCUCCUCCUCAACUACCACUUUGUAAUCGACGUAAACGCCGACGUAUAGAGGAGAAUCCAAUGCAAUCGAAUGACAAAAUAUCUUUAGUUCCAUCAGUUAAUAUUUCUCAUUUAACAUGGAAACCGAAAACUUAUCAUCGUCGCUGGGAUGAGAUAUGGAAUUACUGUACUAAUAACAAAUGUCCAUAUGUUCCUGCAUCUGCUAUGCAGUUACUACGACAUCAGGAAUUUGUUAAUAUUAAUCCGCUUGUUGUGUUUAUAGAAACACGUCCAAAAAGCGCUGAAAAUAAUGGCAGCAUGAUAAAUCUUGCAAUAGAUUAUGGUGAUUACCUGAUGAGUCGUUUUUAUGUCCCCCUUGCAGUAAAUAUGUCCAACUCGUCUUUAAGUAUGCCAAAAUACUCUUGUUCUGUAUGUGGUCGGAUUAGCAAGAGUCAGAGGGCAUUAAGUAAUCACCUUAAACGGUGA